This is a messenger RNA of Diachasmimorpha longicaudata, 1110 nucleotides long. RefSeq names its product vesicle transport protein SFT2A. The record is from RefSeq and is a predicted model, not a curated record. The transcript has 6 exons. NCBI's taxonomy places the organism in Eukaryota, Metazoa, Arthropoda, Insecta, Hymenoptera, Braconidae. Bases 319 to 822 code for a protein of 167 amino acids. Gene Ontology annotation, cellular component: membrane. Gene Ontology annotation, biological process: vesicle-mediated transport.
UCUCCGAAAAUCAGUUGUUUUAUCUGGUUUUGUCAUUGAAAGUUGAUACCCCUAACCUCUAAAACUACAUUCUAUAUGUUUACGUUCACCGCUGAAAUUAGUAUAAUCCAUUAUCAGCGAAUCAUUAUCCUCCCUAUAUUGAAUCACUCGUUAAAACCCACGUUAGAGUGUCAAAUAAAUGCCUGUCGUCAUCGUCCAGCUGUCGGUAUUCUACGAGUUCUGACGUAUUUGAAUUCAGAAUUAGUCGAUGCAAAGGAAUAGUGAAGUGAACAGGUGAUUCAACAACCGAGCUGGGAAAGCUGUUGGAGUCGGGACAGUAUGGAUAAACUCCGGAGAGCAUUGAGUGGACAGGAGCAGUGCGAUGAGGAGAGUGGCAUUAUGACUCAGAGUGAAACGGAUUUUAUCGUAAUGAACGAGACAACUCUUAGUUGGUCAACAAGAAUAAAAGGCUUCGCCAUAUGUUUCGUUGUUGGAAUACUCCUUUCCUUCCUGGGAUCGUUUGCACUUUUUCUGCACAAGGGACUUAAAGUAUUCGCCGUAUUUUACACUUUAGGAAACAUUGUUUCCUUAGCAAGCACAUGUUUCCUCAUGGGACCCGUCAAUCAGUUGAAGAAAAUGUUUGCAGCAACUCGAAUUAUUGCGACAGUACUUGUUUUUGUAUCCAUUGCAAUGACUUUGUACUCAGCAAUUGGAUUGGAAAAGGCCGGUCUCGCUCUUGUUUUCAUCAUAAUUCAGUCCUUAGCAAUGACAUGGUAUUCACUAUCUUAUAUUCCCUAUGCAAGAGACGCUGUGAAGAAAGCUGUGGAGUCAUGUAUAUCAUAACAAGGGCUGAAGAACCAAUGGAAGACCAAUUAUUUUCAUAGAUUUUUAUGUUUUUUAUAUAAGACAAUAACUAUUAUUAAAACUAUUUGUAAUAUCAGUUGAGAGAAUUCAUCUGAGCAUUAGCAAUCGUUUGGUACGUUUAUAUCAUCGAUGGAAGUUAUUAAAAUAUGUGUAUUUAUACAAUUCUCAGGAUCAUGAGCAUACAACUAUCAUUAGUAUUACAAGGUAGUAAACAAAAGAACAAUAUUAUUUAAUAUAGUUUCUUUGACAUUAGUAAAACUUACAUAA